Carassius carassius (crucian carp) is the source of this 5124-nucleotide messenger RNA. It is a transcript of the gene pde4ca, whose product is annotated as phosphodiesterase 4C, cAMP-specific a. Lineage: Eukaryota; Metazoa; Chordata; Actinopteri; Cypriniformes; Cyprinidae. The transcript is spliced from 18 exons. The record is from RefSeq and is a predicted model, not a curated record. Bases 881 to 3202 code for a protein of 773 amino acids. Gene Ontology annotation, cellular component: perinuclear region of cytoplasm; cytosol; nucleus. Gene Ontology annotation, molecular function: 3',5'-cyclic-AMP phosphodiesterase activity. Gene Ontology annotation, biological process: signal transduction.
AAAAUCGGUGUAUUUUUGACAUGUGAAGGGCAGUUUAUAAAAUCACACGGUUUACAUUAUAUUCUUGUAAUGGUAUAGAAUACAGUUUUUAGAGUUGCUUUACUGUAAGAAGUAAUAUUUUAAGUUUGGUCAAACAUGUUUAUAAUAACAAUAGUGUGCCAAUAUUAUUUUCAUAUACAUUGGAGAAAUGCUGUAACAGAUGCUGCAUAGGCAGUAAUGUCACUAUUGAUUCUUACUAUUAAGUUCAUAAAAGGCCUUUACAAGUAAAUGUUUGCCUUAUUAAUUUCGUUUUUUGUGAUUAUAAAUUUUAAUGCAUUGGAUAGAACUUCUGAUCUCUGCUUCGUCAUUAUGUGAAACUGCUUGAAUUUAUAAUUAUUUAAUGGAAGAAAAAAAAAUUGUUUGUGUGUGUGUUGAAUGUUACCGUAAAUUAGAACUUUUUAUACAAUCGAACUUGAAUUGUGAGGUUGAAUCCAAAUACAUAAGUGCACUUUUGUUCAUCUAUCAAGGCGUCCAUCUCUCAGUGGUGUAUGACUCUAAGUUAUUGAUGGCACGUGAGCUGCUAUGCAGUCAGCACUGACAGACCUGCUGAGUGAGAGGGACAGGACACUGCUCGCCUUCAUACGGGCUUCCAAACUGAUUAAAACAGGUGUUCAGCCAGGAUUUUCUCACAAACCAUUUGCUUUUGAGCUACAAAGGUUAUUUGCCACAAGUUAGGAAAACAAACUUUUAUUUUUAUUUUCUUUUUUUUUUUUGGGAAAAGACCAAAAUGUGCAGCUCUCUUGGAUUGAAGAUGUGCUUAAAAAUAUAUAUUUCUGAAAUGACUUAAAUACAUCUUGCCAGAUCUUCUCUGUUUUAGUGAGUUGCCUCCGAUUUCAACAAUAUGAAGAGAAGCUCUUCUUUGAAGUCUUUCUGGACAUCAGAGAGGGAAUGGGACACAGUGAACCAGCAGGGCCUGCCCGGAUCCAAACCCGUGCCCAGUCACCGUACAGUUAAGAGGACAUUUUCGGGGGUCCUCCAGCUUCCCCGUCUGUCCCGGCGGCUCUCGGCUCAGGGAGAGUCAGAGAACACCCCCCGCAAGGCCACCUUCUGCCUCGAGGCCGACUCUUGUCAAAGGUCGUGUUUUGAUGUUGAGAAUGGACCGUCGGUGGGCCGCAGUCCUCUGGAGUCCCAGGCCAGUCCAGGCUCUGGCCUUGUGCUGCAGGCCAAUUUCCCUCACAGUCAGCGGCGGGAGUCCUUCCUGUAUCGCUCCGAUUCUGACUUUGACCUUUCACCCAAGGCCAUGUCCCGAAACUCAUCCACGGCCAGUGAGCUGGAAGAGAGUUUGAAGCACUGGGAAGUCAACUGGCUAAAUCGACAUGGAGAAGACAUGAUAGUUACACCAUUUGCACAGGUCCUUGCCAGCUUGAGGACUGUGCGGAGCAACUUUGCUGUUUUGACCCAUCAGCAAGACCGUGUCCUGACCAAGAGGUCCACUGGAAGCAACCCACCAUCCAUGUGCAAGACAAGCCUUCCAGAGGAGCCGUUUCACAAGUUGGCAGUGGAGACUCUGGAUGAGCUGGACUGGUGUCUCGAACAGCUCGAGACUCUCAAGACACGUCACUCAGUCAGUGAGAUGGCAUCUAACAAGUUCAAAAGGAUGCUGAAUCGAGAACUAACCCAGCUGUCAGAGACGAGCAAGUCAGGAAACCAGGUCUCAGAGUUCAUCUCCAGCACCUUCUUAGAGAAGCAACAUGAUAUGGAGAUUAUGUCCCCCCCAACCAAGGAGAAGGAGAAGAAAAAGCGGCCCAUGUCUCAGAUCAGUGGAGUGAAGAAACCCUCACACAGCUCCAGUGUCGCAGCUUCCAGCAUCCCACGCUUUGGCAUCAGCACUGACCAGGAAGAUCUGCUGGCCAAGGAGUUAGAGGACUUUGACAAAUGGGGUGUGGAUAUUUUCAAGAUAUCGGAGUAUUCUGGCAAACGACCCCUAACGGUAGCAAUGUACACAAUCUUUCAGGAAAGAGACCUGUUGAAAUCAUUCAAAAUCCCUGUAGACACAUUUAUUACCUACAUGAUGGCACUGGAGGAGAACUACCACUCAGAUGUAGCGUACCAUAAUAGCAUCCACGCCGCUGACGUGGUCCAGUCCACCAAUGUUCUUCUAUCCACCCCUGCCCUGGAGGCUGUAUUCACCGACCUUGAGAUCUUGGCCGCGAUGUUUGCCAGUGCAAUACAUGACGUGGACCACCCUGGAGUGUCCAACCAGUUCCUCAUCAACACAAACUCGGAGUUGGCUCUCAUGUACAACGAUUCCUCUGUUCUGGAGAACCACCACCUGGCUGUUGGCUUCAAACUGCUGCAGGAAGAAAACUGUGACAUUUUCCAGAACCUGACCAAGAAACAGAGGCAGUCGCUGCGCAAAAUGGUCAUUGACAUGGUUCUAGCCACUGAUAUGUCAAAGCAUAUGAACCUGUUAGCGGAUCUCAAGACCAUGGUAGAGACCAAGAAGGUGACAAGUCUGGGAGUACUGCUGUUAGACAACUAUUCUGAUCGCAUUCAGGUUCUUCAGAACAUGGUGCAUUGUGCUGACCUGAGCAACCCAACAAAGCCUCUGGAGCUGUACCGUCAGUGGACGGAUCGCAUCAUGGUGGAGUUUUUUACUCAGGGGGACCGAGAGAGAGAUAAGGGUAUGGAGAUCAGCCCCAUGUGUGACAAACACAAUGCCUCCAUUGAGAAAUCACAGGUGGGCUUUAUUGACUACAUCGUGCACCCGCUCUGGGAGACCUGGGCGGAUCUGGUUCAUCCUGAUGCCCAGGAGAUUCUCGACACGCUGGAGGACAACCGAGAGUGGUACCAGAGCAUGAUCCCCCACAGUCCCACUUCCACCCCUGAGGACAAGGGCAGUGUGGUCGGGAUGGCAGCGAUAGGUGGAGGCACCACCUCAGCGGGGGAGAAAUUCCAGUUUGAGCUGACCUUAGAGGAAGAAGGGGAAUCUGACAUUGAGAGUCCCGUGGAUGAAGAUUUCACUUCCACCACACAGGAUUCCUUCAGGACAGAUCCAGAAGACAAACAUCCGUCUUCAGCUCCCCGCACACACCUGUCCGCUCGCUCCCCCGGCUGCAGGACAAUGUCUUUUAAGAUGGGCGAGCCGCCAGACAGUGAAGAUGAGGAGAGAGAACUUGACCAAGAAGGGAAAAUCGUGUCUUUCCUGCGCCUGGGAACAUAACACUAGUGCACUUUUUACAUUGCAUAAUUUUUUCUUCUUUCGUACCUCUUCCUCACCACCUCCCUAUCCCUCUCCGUCCCAUUCUUAGCUUCCUCGGGUGGAGGCGAUGCAGUGCAGGAGAGCAAAGGAGAGGUAGGAAAGCUUCCACAGGACGUUUUUAUACUGUAGUCACCUUGCACUGGAGAAAGCUCCAACUCUACGGACUGUCAAAGCGUGAAGCUUUCUUAAAAAGUUCUCUGUCUCGUGACUUCAGGAUGCCAUUCGGCCUCACCGUCAAGCGUGAAACUGCCUGUGUGUGAUGGACUGAGAGGAAACGUCCUCAAGUGUCUUCCUGAGACAUCCCAGCUUUAAGGUUAACGAACAAGUGGAGCCCUUCGAACAUAUUGAUCGAUAAACAGGACAGUUUUUAUGUGAGACGUAUGUUCACUAAAAUGUUUUUAAAAAGACUCUGUUGACUUAAAGCUGGUUUAUUAAUAGCUGAACAGAACAACCUAACCUUAACACAACAGAACAUCUCAGGAUUCAAAGAAACGAUUGCUUUCAUGUAGCAAACAGCUUGAGGGUACCCACAAAGUGACCGCUGUCUUCCUUGGAUCACUAUAAAAUCUCUAGGCUGAAGUCGAGCCAUGAUUGUGAUCUUUUCUAUUAGUAUGUGACGCCACCUAGUGCUUUAUAGUGGAACUGGAGCCACAUUUAAAGGAUUUCCCACUCCACAGUGGCUCUGUAUUGUUGUAAGUUUGCACAGAUUAUACUCAUGAUCUGACCGUUUUAACUUAAAACCCUUCAAACCUUUAUCUGUAGAUAUACUGCUUUAAUUUAAGGCAUUCACAUGGUUUACAUAUGCUUCUCGUUUAUUUUUCUAUUCCGCUUCAUCCAAAGCAUGAGUGUAAGAAUUAUUACACUGUACGUCACAAUUUUAAAACGGCUUGCUUCUGAUAUUCUAGGUAACACUUUAGAAGAUAUCUGGAGUCAUUCUUAAUGUACAGAAGACUAGUAUUUGCGGUGAUCUGCAGGGUAACCAGCAUGUGUACGCACCCUGUAUGUAAGUUGGUCUCUGGAAGGCUGCGCUAGCUUGGAAACCCACAUUAGCUGUAUAGGAAAUGAUAGGUGUCCUCAAAUUACAUGUGUACUUUCUCUCUAUUUCUGUGCUGGUCACACUUAAAAAUAUGAGGUAUCUUAACAUCUUUACAAAUGUAUGAUGUCUAAACAAAUGUUCUAAAGUGAGAGCUGUGCGCUACAAGAGAACACAUUAAGCCAAAGUUGGUUUUCUGGGCCAGACCUUUUGUGUUCUUUGGUUUUUGGUGAUUGAUCAGUGCUCUGCUCUUCGCAGGGACAUAGCCAAUCACAGUACAAGUGCCAAGCACGCAUGAUCCAUAUGCUGUACUGUAAUUUCCAUGUUGCCACUGGCUAUUUUCCAUCAAUGACAUCUACUACUGUCAGUAACAUACUGAUUUGAGCAUUUACUUUUCUUUUCUUUUGUUAUUCAAAACUGUCGAUUUGUCAAGCUGAAUUUUUAUUUAAGAGUUUUCAUUAUUAAUAAGUCUUUCUGACGCAGUGUGCUCAUUUUAAGUCAGAUUAUUUGUGCCCUUUUUAUACCAUGGUAUGAAUUUUAAUAUUGGAUACAGUGAAUCUUUGUAUGUAAGUGGAUUACAGUAAGCGGGGCUUUUAAUUAUUGGCUUUAUGUUCACCUUAAUGUCAGUCUAUGCUCUUUAGCAAUGUUUCAUGUGGUGAAAGAAAUGCUGAGCAGGCCAUGCAAAGUUCAACUGACUGUAUCCAUACAGCACACCUCUGUUUGGUCUUUUUUUUAUUGUUCCACAGAUCUGACAAUCCCAACAGUACUGUUGACCACUACAAUGCUGUUACUAGUAUUGCUGUGAUCGUUUUCCUGUUCCCAAUGCCAAUAAAUGAAGAACUAUUAGUAA